AUGUCGUUGAAGGAGGUGUGCCGUAGCGCAUGCAUUGCAUGGGGGCCGCCCUCGGGCGGCUCAGCCCAUGCCAAAUGGAUGGCUGCGUCCGACGACACUUCGUCAGGUCCAUCCUCUCACCAGCUGUAUUUGGCGUUGGGGACUAUGGGCCUGGAUCCUCACCUGGAACUGGCGGCAGUGGACUUCGCGUCUUCCUCUUCCGCUCUCCCCGUCGUCGCGUCCGUUUCCGCGGCUUCGCCUUUCCAGUGCAUCGCCUGGGACAGCAGUGGGCAGAACAAGGCGGCUGGAGGGGAGCAAGGAAGCGGAGCGAGCGUGGGCGAUCGCGUCUUUGGCCUUAUCGCGGGCGGCAUGGCGGACGGAGACGUCACGCUCUGGGAUGCUGAAGUCAUCUUGCGCGCGGGCGCGUCUUCGGGGGCAGAGUCCUCCUCGUUCGGGAACGGCGCCUCGACCAACGGCGCGGCGGCGGGGGGUUCGGCUGGGCUUCUCGCUUCGGUGUCGGUUCACCGGAAUCAGCGGGUUCACUGCAUCCACUUCAAUCCGUCGCGUCCGUCGCUUCUGGCGGCCGGAGGCAGCAGCGGGAGCGUGUCGAUUCUCGACGUGGAAAACGUGUACGACGUCGCGGUCUACGAGCCCGGCGGGGAACAGCAAGGCGUCAACAGCGGAAGUUCAGGCGACGAAUGCACAUCGCUCGCGUGGAACCGCGUCGUGCCUCACGUGCUGGCGACCUCGUUCGGUUCGGGCUCGACGUCCGUAUGGGAUCUGAAGCAGCGGAAAACCGCCAUCAGCUUCUGCGACCCGACGCACCGACAGUGCCGGCCGAGCUCGAUCGUGUGGCUGCCGAAUCAAGCCACGCAGCUUCUGCUUGCGUAUGACGACGACAGGCACCCCGUGCUUCAGCUCUGGGAUCUGCGAAAUUCGUCCUACCCCCUCCGUGAGACUGCCUCAGACGGCGUCUACGGACAUACGCGCGGCAUCGUCCACGCAGCCCUUAACCCCAUGGACAGCCGCAUGCUGCUGACGAGCGGCCGCGACAACCGAAUCGUGUGCUGGUGGCUUGAGGAAGACGCGUUCCACACGCAGGGCCACGCGAGCCAGGGCGGGGCGAGCAGCGGUUUCGGCGUGUAUAUGCAGCAGCAGACGCAGCAGCCGUACGUCCAGCUCCAGUGGGCUCCUUCCUCGACGCCCGGCGUCUUCGCCGCGGCCGCGCCGAUCCGCGUGUGCAUCAAAGGCCUCGGCAGCGGCGGCUUUGGCGGCUUCGGCGAGGAGAUCGCCUUCUUUGGGCCAAACAGUACCUCUGUGGUUUGCGCGGCGCUGGGAGCGCCUCCUCCCUCAGUGGCCUCGACGAGUGGGUCGGAGGGAGACGCGGUGGGGCCGAGCGAUGAGGAACGCGAUCUGCGUGCGCGGCAGGAGGAGUGGAAGGCUGAGGAGAACGCCUUCCAGCAGGAGGCCCUCGCCCUCGACGCCCAUCUGCAGCGCGGAGACUGGCAACAGGCCUGUGAAGAGGAGCUGCAGCGACUCGGCGUCGACCCGACGGCACCUCCGGGGGACGCCCCGGGGACGGACCCCGAAAAAAGAAUGAACGAGAAAGUCUGGAAGCUCCUCGCAAGGCUCUUCCAGCAGCCGCGCUCGUCUGCGCUGGUGGAGGCGUUCACGAUGCCGAAGUCGGAGGUGGCGGCGCGCGUGGAAGCUUUCCUGGGCCGCCCUCUGCCGUCGACUCUGAAGAAAAGACAGGAAGCCGCGCACGGACAGGCGCCUCCUGUCGGCGCCAGCAUGCCCGCCCAGCUCAACGCCGGCACGGCGUUCUUCGGAGCUCCUCAGGUCAACGGCGUCGGCCCGCAGCCCCCCGCCUUCCACCAGGAGGAAGUCGACCCAGAGAAGUUUUUCUCGCAGCUCGGCUCGUCCAGCGAAGAGGAGAAGAGACCGCAUCAGGCGGUUGAGCCGAACAGCGAGAGUGGAGAGGGGGCAAGCGAGGGACAGCUCUCUGCUGGCCAGCCCCCCGCGGCGGAGGCGGCGGAGGCGCCAAAACCUUCGGAGGACGAACAAGGGAAGGCGCCGAGCCCGACGCCGCCGGCUUACCGCCUGGGAUCCUCGCACACCGGCCCCAUCGAUUGGAGCUCCGAGGUUGGCUCGCUCGUGCGCGCCUGCCUGCUGUGCGGCUGCCUGGAGGGCGCCGUGGAGCUGCUGCAGAGUUACGGGAGCGAAGCAGACGCGCUCCUUCUGGCGGGGGCAGCCUCCGGCGCGGGGUGCGGCGGCGGCCAGGCUGCGCGGGGGACGACGACCAGCGUGGCGGCUGCGGCGGGCGCCGAGGGGGCGGCGCUGUGGACUUCGGCGUGCCAGGCCUACAUUGAGAAGAUGCAGGAUCCGUUCAUGAAGCUCGUUGGCUACGUGAUUCUCGAGGACUUCCCCGGGCUCAUCGCGGCGGUGUCGUCCUCCGCGCCCGCCACGCGCGGCGCGGAGACCUGGCGCGACGCCCUAGCGCUCCUCUACUGUUACGCGCCUGAUGGGGGCCAACUCGCCAGUCUCUGUCGCCAGCUGGGCGACCGCUUGAGCGCAGACGGCGAGAACGUCUUCGGUGCCUUGUUCUGCUACUUUUGUGCCGGAGACUUUGCGGGCGCUUGCCGAAUCUGGAGACACGACCUGCAGCUCCGCCUUGAGAAGAAAGACGUCUCCUCUGCGGCAGACGGGAAGCAAACCAAGAGCCGCAGCGCGUGGCUCGGCUACUACCUCCUCGCUACCGUGAAGCGCAUGCUCAUCUUGAGAGCUGCGCUGCGCUACGAGCAGCCGUGCGCCGAAUUCGAGGAAAUCGCCGUCGCCUACGCCUCCUCCCUCGCGUCCGACGCGACGCUUGCCGUCCCCGCCAUGCGUCUCCUUGUCUUCGCGUGUGGGGUCGGCGCCCGUGGUGCCCAAGGCGAGCGCAAGGGCGCCGCCGGCGCAGCUGCCCCCGAGGAUCCGCAGGCGGCUGCCGCCUCUCUCGCGUUCCGGCUCUUCCACUCGCAGCCUGAACAGAUGCAGCGUCACGGUUUCUUCCCGCCUCCUUCGCCCUUCGAGGGCGCCGCCGCGGGUGCGGUCUCAGCCGCGAAGCCGCCUGCACCUGGCGUGCCCGCCGUCAGCCCGCAGAUGCCUGGUGGUGCGCCUCCUCAGGCAGGCCCCAGGGGCUUCGGCGCCUCCCAUUCGCACCGGGGAAACCUCGGUGCCUCGGAGGGGUUCGCGCCGCCGGCGAUGAUGGCGGGACAGAGGGGCCCGGUUCCCGGUGCCGGCUGCCCGCCCAGCUCGUCCAGCAGUCGCUUCUCUGCUUUCCAGCAAAAAGGCCUGGGACCUCAGGCGCCUUCACAUGGCUUCGACGGAGGCGCCAUACCGCCGACUGGAGACGCGCAGCGCCUUCCGCCAGGCGGGGUCGGCCCCUCGCCUCCCAGCGCCCCUUUCCGGCAGAUGAACGGCUACGGCGGUGCGGCGCAGCCCCCGCUGCCUCCUGCGGGGCAGGUGGCCCCGCCGUCGUCGGCGUUUGGGUCUCCGCUGUCACCGCCUUUGUCUCUUGCCCCCGCGCUGUCCACGCCGAAGCCUCCGGCGGCUUCGCCGUCUCCUUCGCCUUUCCUUUCCGGCGGCUAUCCGUCUCAAGCCCCGCCAGCAGGGGCUGCGUCGCCCUCGCCCUCGUACCCGCCCCAGGGAGCGUACCCCCCGCCCGCGCAGACCCCGGCCCCCACGCCGUCCGCGGCGCGCCCGACCCCCCCGCAGGGCCCCAUGCCAUCGGCGCACGGGGUGUCUCCCUUGGGCGCAGGGGCCCCCGCGCCUUCCACCGGCGCGGCCCUCGCCCGCAUGCACCCGGCGUCUGCCGCGUCCGCGUCGCCGCCUCCUCACCAAAUGACGCUCCCGCAAGGACCCCCUCGCGGAGCGUUUCCGCCCUCUGCGGCGGGCGUGCAGCCCGGCAGGAUGCCUUCGCAGGGCGGGGCGACUCCUUGCGGGGCUGAAGACCCGACAGGCUCCCAGGGAUCCCUGGGCAUGCCCGGGGUUCAGCCGCCGUCGCCCUACCAGCCGUCCCCACCCGUGGGAGGCGUGGGCGCGGGCGGUGUCCCUACCCUGCAGCAGCAGCAAGCUGAAGAGAAGCCGGUGGCUGCGUACUCCGCGCCGACGGUCGGCGCCCAGCCCAUCAAGCCCGGCAUGCCGGUCCCCUGGCCCAUUCCGACGUCUGCACAACUGAACUCGCGAGCGACAAAAAGCACCUACGCGGCCAACGUGAACAUCCACAAGGCCACGGAGAAACCCGACGGCGCGGGGACGCCCUCUCCGCCCAUGCCGGCUGAGAAGCAGGCGUACAUCCAGCGCGUCAUUUCUCAGCUUUUACAACUCCAGACAGGCGCUGCAGCCAACGACUUGAGCCAGAAGAUGGAAGAGCUCUUUAGCAAGAUGCGCGCCGGCGAGCUGAGCGCCUCAGGUGGUCAGCGGCUGCUGCAGCUGUGCGAACUCCUUGAGCAGCAGCAGUACGUUCAGGCGCAGAAAGUCCACGCGGAGCUCUCCUCGACCGAAUGGGCCGCUGGUAACAAGGCAUGGCUGAUGGGUUUGAAGCGCCUGCUGCCGAAGCCGUGA
Messenger RNA from Besnoitia besnoiti, 4581 nucleotides. Its product is annotated as WD domain, G-beta repeat-containing protein. NCBI's taxonomy places the organism in Eukaryota, Apicomplexa, Conoidasida, Eucoccidiorida, Sarcocystidae. The transcript has 17 exons. Gene Ontology annotation, molecular function: structural molecule activity; protein binding. Bases 1 to 4581 code for a protein of 1526 amino acids. Gene Ontology annotation, cellular component: endoplasmic reticulum exit site; COPII vesicle coat. The record is from RefSeq and is a predicted model, not a curated record. Gene Ontology annotation, biological process: intracellular protein transport; endoplasmic reticulum organization; COPII-coated vesicle cargo loading.